Sus scrofa (pig) is the source of this 1214-nucleotide messenger RNA. The record is from RefSeq and is a predicted model, not a curated record. NCBI's taxonomy places the organism in Eukaryota, Metazoa, Chordata, Mammalia, Artiodactyla, Suidae.
AUGAAACCUUAUGGCUCCCGACACCCCAUCAUCUACCUUCAGUUCAUUCCUGAUGGCCCUCCCAGGAACUACGCCAUUGCCACCACUGCAUUUUCCUGCAUCGCUUCUGUGGCUUAUGCCAUAGAAGUGGUCUGGACCUGUGUCCACGCUGAGGCCGCCUCCUGCUCCUUUCCAGGCCUGCUCAAAAGGCUGGAGAUUUUUGUGGCUUGUGUCAUCUUCGCCUUCAUCAGCAACCCCUCCCUGUACCAGCACCAUCUGGCCCUGAGGUGGUGUGUGGCCGUGUACUCCAUCUGCUCCAUCCUGGUGACCGUGGCCAUCCUGGAACACAAGUGUGAAUGUGACAUAAGGCCGCCCUUCACCUGUUUCAUGUUGUGUCAGACAGUGGUCUCCACCCUCUUCUACCUCACUGCUGUGGUCCUCUGGCCUCUUCAGUUCAACGAGGAGUUUGGAGGUCAGCCCCAGUGGUCCAGCGAUGCCACCUGCAGCAGUGGGAUCUUCAUGUGUGUCUGGGACCAACGACUGGCUGUGGCCAUCCUGACAGCCAUCAACCUGCUGAUUUACGUGGUUGACCUCGUGUACUCCAUCGACCUGUUUUGUGUUAGUUAACUGAGGAUCAGACCAGGGGCUCCCAUUUCCCUCUUCUUACCAAGUCUUAUGUCCCACAUGCCCUGACGCCCUCUUCCUGGCUCCCUCUCUCCCUUCUCACCUCCUUCCCCACUCAUCUCAUUCUCUUUUCUGUUCCUUCCUUCUGCUCUGUCUCCCUUCCUAUUCUUUUUGGUUGCCCACAUCCUGUUUGCCUCUUUUUCUGCCUCAUAUUUUCUGACUUUUGGCCCUUUUCUGGUCAUCCUUAGUUUUCUCAUCUCGUGUCCUGACUGCCUCUUGCUCCCAUUUGCCUUCUCUUUGUCAAUAGGGAUGCUGAAAUCUCUGAUCCAGUUGCCAUGGUGUGGUGUAGACCAAAGCUGCAGUUCCAAUUCAAUCCCUAGGCCAGGAAGUCCUAUAGGCAAUAGUGCAGCUAUAAAAAGAAGAAGAAGAAAAAAAAGAAUGUCUUGUUAAAGACAAAUACCAAAGUUAGCAAAACUAAACAGUGGGCUUAGUAAAGAGGUAAAAAUGUGAAUUACAUAAAAAUACAUUAAAACAUUGUCUUUUAGGAAAAUUAAAUUUUUAAAUUAUGUCUAUUUAUAGAUAUACAAACAUACAUACAAACAGAUAUACAA